GGAAGAAAAAGCUCAGAUAGAGGCUGAUUAGCGGAGUCAGCAGACGCCAGUGGCGGUCGGUUCUGUCUAAGCGUAAACCCGUGAACGAAACAAACAAUGAAGAACGAAGGUAUAGAGGGCACGGAGAGGUUUCUGAGCCCGGACAAAGGCAGGGGCCUGCGGGCGGUAAGGCACUUCGCGGUGGGGGAACUGGUGUUCGCCUGCCCUGCCUACUCUUACGUGUUGACAGUGAAUGAGAGGGGAGCGCACUGUGAACACUGCUUCACCAGGAGAGAAGACCUUUUUAAGUGUGGUAAAUGUAAGCAGGCGUACUACUGCAAUGUUGAUUGUCAGAGAGGUGACUGGCCCAUGCAUAAGCUGGAGUGUGUAGCUAUGGUCGCAUAUGGGGAAAACUGGUGUCCAUCAGAGACGGUCAGACUGGUGGCUAGAAUCAUCAUGAAACAGAGAGCUACACCAGAGCGCACCCCUUCAGAGAGGCUACUACUGCUCAAAGAGUUUGAAUCACAUUUGGAUAAGAUGGACAGUGAGAAAGAGGAGAUGAACCAGACGGACAUAGCAGCUCUGCAUCAUUUCUACUCCAGACAUAUCAGUGACCUUCCCAACGACCAAGUGCUCACCGAGCUCUUUGCACAGGUAAACUGUAAUGGUUUUACCAUAGAAGAUGAGGAGCUCUCCCACCUGGGAUCAGCUGUUUUUCCUGAUGUAGCACUGAUGAACCACAGCUGUAGUCCUAAUGUCAUAGUGACCUAUAAAGGCACAGUGGCUGAAGUUAGAGCUGUUAAAGAGAUCAACCCAGGGGAGGAGAUCUUUAACAGUUACAUAGACCUGCUCUAUCCCACAGAGGACCGAAAAGAGAGGUUAUUAGAUUCCUACUUCUUCACAUGCCAGUGCACAGAGUGCACCACCAAGUCUAAGGACAAGGAAAAAAUGGAGAUCAGGAAGCUGAGUUCUCCACCAGAGCCUGGGGAAGUUCAGUCGAUGGUCCAUUAUGCCAGGAAUGUCAUUGAGGAGUUCAGGAGAGCCAAACACUAUAAAACUCCCAGUGAGCUGCUGGAAAUGUGUGAGCUCAGCCUGGAGAAGAUGGGAGCUAUUUUUGCAGACACCAAUGUCUAUAUGCUGCACAUGAUGUAUCAAGCCAUGGGCGUCUGUCUCUACAUGCAAGACUGGGAUGGUGCUAUGAGCUACGGGGAGAAGAUCAUUCAUCCAUACAGUGUUCACUAUCCUGCCUUCUCUCUGAACGUGGCAUCGAUGUAUCUGAAACUAGGACGUCUGUAUUUAGGACUUGAGAAGAAGGCACAAGGAGUCAAAGCACUUAAGAAGGCUCUGGCCAUCAUGGAGGUUGCACAUGGAAAAGAUCACCAUUAUGUAGCAGAGGUCAAAAGAGAAAUUCAAGAUCAGAAGUAAAGAGAGGAACAGAAGCAAAAAAAAAAAAAAAAAAUCAUGUGAGGCUCUGGAGUAAAGAACCUCCCAGAAAGCAACAAAAUAUGUCACAAAUGCAUGGCAUGCAUCUUAUACCUCUGCAUUUUUAACAUUUUUAUUUGUAUUUCUUUUCCUGCCUUUCUUUAGACAGAGUUCCUUUUACAUGCAUUCUGGCUGAGGAUGACCACAUUUUAUAUCUGUCGCAGACUACUUCAUGUCAGACCUUAUUUGGUGUUGGACAAAGAAAUACCAUCUAAAGUAUUCAUCUUCAGUCCUUAAAGGUAAUUUGAAAAUUCUGGCUCUUUUUGCUGGACCUCUUAUCCAUACUGCAGGCGUAAAUAUCAUUGUGUUGGUGGGAAAGAUAUCAUGAUGCUGCCUCUGGGGGGAAAAAAAAGCUUUAAUGUAAAAGAUCCACUUACUGAAGUCAAAUUUGUUUUUCCAAGUGAGUUUGAAACUGUUCACUGAGAUUUGUGGAGUCAACAGACUGUUUCUCCCAUCAUUUUGUUUUUUUUUUGGCAGCAAUUUGAGCUGCGCAGCAUUACUCCUUUACUGUAUCUUAUCACUUCAAAAGUCAGAUCAAACUGCUGAGUAGUACUGUGGGCAUUUCAACAUAUUUACAGCCAGCGCAUCUAAUUUCUGCCAAAUAUUCAGCAACAGAGCAGAGUGUAUGGCCUCAUUGUUCAUGUUGAAACUGUGAAAAAAAAACAAACAAAACAGCUGACCAUGCAUCUGGCACUCUGUAGCACCAGAGAGGAGGAAGCAAAGAAUUAUUUCUGAACGGGUAAUGAAUAGUUUUAUUGGCAUGUCUUACAGUAUGUUUUGCUUGUUUAAAUGAAGCAGAAAGUGUUGCAUGUUUGACUGUUUAUACAUUCAAGUGUGGAUGUUUUUUUUUUUUCUUUCAUGUGAGGCUUUUUGACCCAAUGGGCUCCAAGUUUAUCUGACAAGGAACCAGCUAUUUAAUCCGUUCAGUGUAUCCUUAAACAGGGGUGCUGAUUUGAGACCAGUUCUCCUCUUCUGUCACAAUGAAAACAGUGAAACUAUGACCCGACCAAUGAUCCUGGAUCAGAGCCUUCAUGCUCUCUGCGAUACAAGCGACAACACUGUAGCUUCUAUUUCCUUAGUUGAGAGAUGCAUUAUUGUUUAGUGUUUUCUGUAAAACAUCAUGAAUCUACAUCAAUAGCCUGGAGAAGAAGUCACUAUAGUAGCUGUGGGCAGGAUAUUAACAUACACUAUAACAUUUCAGUUGUGGUAAAGCGGGAUGAGAUCAGUUACAGUUGAAAUGAAAUGAAUGAAGUUGUUUUAUCAAAAAUAUUUAGUCUCUCUUUUAUCUCUUAGUGUGAUGUUAAAAUAUGCAUUGCAAGUUAUUUUUACACCACUCACUGUAAACAACUGUGCACACUGCAAAUUAUCCCAACAGUUCAACCUCUAAGGAAGCAUCACCUUCAGCAGCAAUAGUUCAGAAGCUUAACAGCAAGGCUAGUCAAAGAUAAAGGGGCUGUGGUCUGUAAUUUGUUCAUCAGGAGCAGGAUCGGGCUUUUCAGACUGAAUUUACCUGAAAAAAAAAACACCAGCCAAGAUUUAGUCUGUCUAGUCUGUCUCAGAUCUAAGGUUGAGCAUGCAG
This is a messenger RNA of Melanotaenia boesemani (Boeseman's rainbowfish), 3040 nucleotides long. RefSeq names its product SET and MYND domain containing 2a (gene smyd2a). Gene Ontology annotation, cellular component: nucleus. Lineage: Eukaryota; Metazoa; Chordata; Actinopteri; Atheriniformes; Melanotaeniidae. The record is from RefSeq and is a predicted model, not a curated record. The transcript is spliced from 12 exons. Bases 97 to 1404 code for a protein of 435 amino acids. Gene Ontology annotation, molecular function: protein binding.